Molecule: messenger RNA, 771 nt
Organism: Phytophthora sojae
Lineage: Eukaryota; Oomycota; Peronosporomycetes; Peronosporales; Peronosporaceae
Exons: 1
Source: RefSeq, a predicted model, not a curated record
AUGUUUGGAGGCACUCGGGAUGACGAUGGUUUUCCUCGUAUCGGGAAGGGUGAAGACGACGAUGCUUUGGUGUUGGGUGUGUCGACGGUGGGCCUGCUGGAGAAGUUGAGAAGUUUCCAAGAGUCGAAUAUUUUUGCUUUGUUUCAUCUCGAUGCUACAUUCAAGCUCAGUGAGAUCGGUUACCCUGUCAUUACGUGUGGAUUUAGCGACUACUCCAGAAAGUAUCACCUGGCGGCUGUAUUUGUCAUUAGCCGCUUGACUCACGUAGAGUACUCCUCAGUUCUUGCGGCCGUGUUGCAAGUAUACCACAAGUUGUUCUCCCAGGAUCCCAAGAUCGAUGCGGUACUUGGCGAUGCAGAAGAUGCCCAGUACAAUGCACUGCAGAGCUCACCUCAAUUCCGAGGUGCCACAUUUUUAAUGUGCUUCUUUCAUGUACUUUACAACGUGAGAAAGCGAACACGCCAGCUUGAUAAUGCUGCCGGUGCUAUGGUUUACAAGGGCAUUAUUGCGAUGCACUUUUCAGCGAGCCUCAUGGAGUUCUAUCAAAUUCGUGAUACGAUUCUGGCACAAUGGCGAAAAGUCCGAGUUCUCCAAGAUUUUGCCAAUUACUUCGAGAAACAGUGGAUUCAAAGUCGUUACUGGCGUUGGCAAGCCUUUCACACCCCCACCGGCUACGCUACAACGAAUAACCCGUGUGAAACGUUCAAUGCUAGUGUCAAACGAUAUUUGAUGCGGAAGAUGUUCGACACCCAGCGGCUGCUUCGAAAACUU